AUGGCUUCUGGAGGGUUGGACGAGUCUACUAAACAAACCUUGAAGAAAAUUCCGUUGAUGAAAACAAAAGCAGGGCCAAGGGAUGGUGAUCUGUGGCUUCAAAGGCUUAAAGAAGAAUUCGAAGCUUUGAUUGCUUUUAUAAAUCACAACAAGGAGUCUGAUUCCGACUGGUUUCGUUUAGAAAGCAAUUCUGAUGGAACAAAAUGGUUUGGCAAAUGUUGGCAUUACCACAAUAUGUUGAGAUAUGAAUUUGAUGUUGAAUUUGACAUUCCGGUUACGUAUCCUACUACGGCACCUGAGAUUACUUUACCCGAACUUGAUGGUAAAACGGCAAAAAUGUACAGGGGCGGUAAGAUCUGUUUAUCCGAUCAUUUUAAGCCGUUAUGGGCUCGAAAUGUCCCGAAGUUUGGUAUUGCGCAGGCGUUCUCAUUGGGUUUGGGCCCGUGGCUUGCUGUUGAAGUUCCUGAGCUUGUUUCUAGAGGUGCAAUACAACCAAAACAAACAGAAGCAAGUUGA
Enterobius vermicularis (human pinworm) is the source of this 516-nucleotide messenger RNA. The record is from the annotation of a GenBank genome assembly. Lineage: Eukaryota; Metazoa; Nematoda; Chromadorea; Rhabditida; Oxyuridae.